UACAGUUUAAAGACGAAAUUCGUUAGAUAUAUAUUAGUCGGCACACAUGUAGCGAAACAGGUAGGCCUAUACUCGUGUACUUUUGAUAAGAUUCUGAUCGAAAGGGAUUCCACGCGAAAAGUUCCUACAUAACACCUGUUUUUUCAUAGUUGCAAGUUGAAUGAAUAAAGUGUCUGGCGAGAUUCGAACCUACAACCUCUGUCAAAGCGAGUAUCAUACCCAUUAGACCACAAAGACCCAGAGAAUAUAUGUGCACCCCCAGACACUUUCUCUCAUACAACUGAAUGAAACGAUCACACAUAGUGGAGCAUGCAACUAUCAAAAAUGCUAUGAUUCGGACCGAAGACUAGAGAAAACUGCUAGAGGAAAUUCGAUGUGUACAUCCGGACUGGCCACAAUAUGGAAACCUUAAACAAUACUAUAAUCAUUGACAUCGUGUCUUGCUUGAAAUGUACGCUUAUUUCGCAACCUUGUACGCUGUCCACUUAUAUUAUCGUUAUAUUUUUCAUCUUGUUGACAAUUAUACUUUUACUGGGCUCGAUCGGGAACCUUCUUGUCGUAAUUAUUGUUAUAUUGCGACCAAAAUUACGAACUGUCAUCAAUUUCUUCAUAUUUAAUCUAGCUAUCUCUGAUAUAGUGUCGUGUUUGAUUGGGAUACCGUUCAAUGCGUGGACAAAUCUAUUUCCACAAAACUGGGUGAUCGGUAAAUUAAUGUGCAGCAUCGUUCCCAUGGUGAUGUCAUGUUGCGUUUGCGCAUCCACGUUCACUUUCAUUGCUAUAGCCAUUGAUCGCUUCUGUCUUGUUGUUUUCCCACUUAAUACGUCACUGCAGCUCAGUAAAAGGUCUUGCUGCUUCGUCAUUGUGCUAAUAUGGAGUGUUUCAAUAGUAAUGACCCUACCAUUUGCCUUAACGCAUCAGGUGGCUGAUUUCAUGUGGUUAACAUUCAAUAAAGAAUGUAAUGAAUUUUGGGACGAUCAUCAACAGCAAAAACUAUAUUAUUUGGGCCUGUUCCUUUUUCAGUUUGCUAUUCCACUAUUAGUGGUGACUAUUACAAAUACCUGUAUUUCACUGAAACUAUCGCGUAACGUAACGCCAGGUACGAUGAGCACUGAACGGAAAAAACGAGAGAAUUCGCGCAGACGACACAUGAAUCGAAUGUUGUCACUCGUAGUGUUAUGUUUUGCUUUCUGCUGGCUACCGCUUAGUAUUUUUAGUCUGGUUUUAUUAUUCUAUAAUGAAGAUGGGGGAACUUGCGUGAGUAAAGUGAGGGAUAUGUGUGGCUUGUACCAGUAUAACCUUAGUGAGAAUGACAGUUACGUACUAUUUUAUACAGCGCAUGAUUUUGAUAUUGAAAAUGGCUGUAAGAAUUUUGACGUCAAUAGUUUUCCAUCAGUAAAAUUGGAAGGGUCAGAAUACUCAGACACCAUCACAGCAAUGGCCACUCUCACAUUAGCUGCUUCGAACUCUUGUUUCAACCCUAUUCUGUACGCGUGGAUGAAUGAUAAUUUCAUGAGAGAAUUCAUGCGGUUGUUUUCGCGUAUACCUGGGCUCAGAGCGCUCGUAAAGCGUCGAAAUAAAAGCGGUAGUAGUGACUACACAUCAAUGAACACAAGAAAUAAACACCAGUCGCAAGUUAGUACUGGUACUUGUCCGGUAGUCGAAACAUCAUUUGUGGCUACAAAAAGAUUAUCUAUCGAUACGAACACACACGAUGUGCAAGUGAGCACGAAAUAAUAUUUGAUUAGCUGCCUCUUGGAUUUUGAUUAAUAGAUUUGACUUAUAUCACAAAAUGCAGCUUAUUUACAAAGGAGGAUGCUCAGUCAUCCCGAUUAUGAAAUGCAGUACAACAGUGUGUUAUUCCCGUAUUCUUCAUAUUAAAUAUGAAACAAAUCAAUAGAGUGGUGGAAUUAGAGUUGACAUCAAUGUAACAGGAUCGACGUGUUUCAAAACUGAAAUUUAUUUGAAUAUGUAUGUAUGUAUGUAUGUAUGUAUGUAUCAGUUUUUAUGGACGUUCCUAUUGUAAUAUAUACAAAUAACCAAAUGUAAAAUUUAAGGUGUUUCAUGCAUUAAUGAUUUGUAUUGUUAAUCAAACCAGCUUUCAUUUUUAUUGUUUAGUAAAAACCAAUAUAAACCAUCCCUUAGUUACACCAUUACCCCUUUGCACACAGUAUUCUUUUACACCAACAUUUAACACACGGCUCGCCAAGAUGGAACGAAGUUUUAUUAAAUAAAUCUCAUUGAAGCCAGCCCCCAGAGGAAAGAAAGGUUAAUGAGAUACACAUUUUUUUUUUAUAUUUAAAAACUGGGGGAAAAGGGUUGUUACACACAUUUUCCCCCAGUUUUUAAACAUUAAAACAAUUUGUAUCUUAUAAACCGUUUCCGAGUUUUCCGGCAAACACGUUUUGUGUGUCUUAGAAAAAUGAGUUGUACAACAUAUACAAUUUUUUCCUCCAAAGCAUGUGUUUUAGAGGCUUGAGAAGUGGGGUUUUUUAAGCCGGGUACUCACAGCGUAGUACGACAAAUCUUACUCUGCUCUUUGUGAGCGCUAAGACAACUCAACACCGUCUUGCUGUUUGCAUUUGGCAGUCUGAACGGAUCGUCACUAACGACGUUGCGUUCAACAUAGAAUCGCGUCGGCCGACGACCGCGGGCGCAGUGAGUGCUCGGCUUUAGUAGAAAAGAAUAUUUUUACCAUCACAAGAUUUUGAUUGAAGUCUGACUUUGUGAUUGGAAGGCAAGCAUCUUAACUGUCAUGUUACAGCUCCAUUCGCCACAUUGUUUACAUAGCAUACUGUAAUAAUCAACAAUCAUCACUCAUCAUCCUAUUAAACAACUGACAUGGGAGAGAAUGGUUGUUCUUCGUUAAACCACGCCCACCUGCGCAGCGGUAAAAUCCUACUUAACGAAGACGACCAGUCGAAUAGAAAACUUGUAAAUACUCGACAAAACAAAAUGGCUGCUUAGUUA
Messenger RNA from Anneissia japonica, 2967 nucleotides. Its product is annotated as prolactin-releasing peptide receptor-like. NCBI's taxonomy places the organism in Eukaryota, Metazoa, Echinodermata, Crinoidea, Comatulida, Comatulidae. Gene Ontology annotation, biological process: G protein-coupled receptor signaling pathway. The transcript has 3 exons. Gene Ontology annotation, cellular component: membrane. Bases 400 to 1734 code for a protein of 444 amino acids. The record is from RefSeq and is a predicted model, not a curated record. Gene Ontology annotation, molecular function: neuropeptide Y receptor activity.